AUGGAUGCGCCCCCAAUCCCUCCUCCUCCACCCCCUUUACAGUCUACCUCGUCGCUUUUAUCGUCUAGCUGGAGGCCAUCAACCGAUAGUAACCGACAAGCACGUUCUACCAUAUCUGCGUCGCCCAAGCCCACCACUCCCCGGCUGGACGCUAAGACAUUACAGCACGCAGUCGCUGGCUUACGCAAGACCGAGUACGGUCGAUCGUUACAGGGUGACAUCGAGAAUUUAUCCAAUGGACGAUUGGACGGAACGGAUCAACAAUUGUCUGGACGAUAUCGGCCGAACAAUUCGUUCGAUGUCCCGAUGGAAGGAAGUCAAACCGGAGCAACGUUUCAUGCUUCGCCCAAUGAUACCCGUGACUUUAUGCCGGUCAGGAACGUUUAUCGAAACUCCGAUACGUUAAAUAACACAUCAUUUACUGAACGGUCAACAUUUCAACAAUCACAAACUAUCCCACUUUCAUCUUAUCACGGUAAUCAGCAACAAUCACAAACUAUGCCAUUUUCAUCUUAUCAUAAUAGUCAGCAGCAAUCACAAACUAUACCAUUUUCAUCUUAUCACAGUAAUCAGCAGCAAUCACAAACUACUCCAUUUUCGUCUUAUCACAGUAAUGAGCAACAGUAUUCAUUCUCUCAAUAUCAAAGCAGCAAUGGAACGAUACCUAAUGAUGUACCAUAUAUUACCGAUCCAAAAUCGUAUAUUCGAGCAUAUGCAACUCAAACACCAGCUUAUACAGUAAUGGAUUCAACAGAUAGAGACGCUUAUCAUUCUAUGAACAACAAUUAUCAUAAUACAGGACGACGUAUACCAAACAGUAAUAUCAAUAAAUCUUAUCAAUUUGUUAAGGAACUUCGAGAUCAAAGUUUAACGAAAACUCAACGUAUCGCAAAUCAAUUCCAACAAUCGCAACUACGCGAUCUACCAGCACCAAAAAGCAUGGAAAGUAUUUAUCAACAAAAAGAACGUCUUGGUCGCGAUCAUAUCGAUUCAUUGAUUCGUGAUAUGGAAAGGAAGCUAAAAACUGGUACUGAAGGUAAAAUAUUCACUAGUGUUUGCUUUUUUUGUAUGAGAAUUUUAAAAUUUGCAGAUUUAAACGGGAUUUUCUUUUUCAAUCAAUAA
Molecule: messenger RNA, 1122 nt
Organism: Cercopithifilaria johnstoni
Lineage: Eukaryota; Metazoa; Nematoda; Chromadorea; Rhabditida; Onchocercidae
Source: the annotation of a GenBank genome assembly